CAGGAAUACGAUACCUCGAACUAUUGCAAUGGCUUUGAGGGAGCUGCCGUCAGCUCUGCGGAGGUUGACAACAAGAGAUGCUAGACCUGCGACUCUCUCUACAACUCGAAGCUGCAGACGGUUUGCUUCAACAGAAGCAGGGGCACAGGAGACAUCUGAGGAUUUCCAGGACCUGGAGUCCAAAUCAUCACUUCUGUCCAAUGGAGCUGUGGAUGAGAAAGUGAAGAGUUUUGAUCCGAUCAAGAGGACUCAGGGGAGAAGGACGCAGCUUCCUGCCAGUCGCUACCAAUUCAAAUCUCCAAGAUACUAUCGCGGCCCUCUACAUCCCCAUCAACCUCCUCCCAAAUCCGACCCUGCUUCCAGAGAAUUCGUCCCCGGCCCAUUCAAUAGCAGCCGUUUCGAACAGACCUACCAGGCCAUGAUCGCACCAGAUCUCAUGACCAUCGCAUACGUCCACACACCUCCUGGAACAGUCAAAGUCCCCAAAGCAGAACGACUAAGGACUUGGGACGACAGCUCUCCAUAUCACAAGGGCCGACCGAAGCGUGGACCACGAGGUCCAGGAGAGAAGUUGCGGAUCGUGGAGAAGGAUAUCACUUUCCGCAACAUCCCCAAGAUUGAGGAGGUUACAGUGCACAGUAUGGUGAAGGGAGCUAUCGACGAUUCAUCGCAUUUGCAUGUAGCGGGUAUGAUGUUGCAGGCUAUCACCGGGGUAGAGCCCGUGGUGCAUAAGGCGAAGCAUAGUGUCUCGCAGUUUGGGAUUCGUGAGCAGAUGCCGAUUUCAUUGACAUGUACGAUGAGGGGAGACCAAGCGUAUGAGUUUGUGGAUAAGUGUAUAAAUCUGGUCUUCCCAAGGAUUAAGGAUUGGCCGGGUGUGAAGGGAUCUACUGGUGAUAGCAGUGGAAAUAUCACUUGGGGUUUCACAAGAGAGGGAGCAAUUUUAUUCCCGGAAGUUGAGAUAAACUACGAUAUGUACCCACCAAAGCUCAUUCCAGGAUUCCACGUUACGGUUAAGACCUCAGCGACUUCUGAUAGACAUGCCAGAUUACUUAUGACUGCUAUGGGUGUUCCAUUUUAUGGAAAGUUGAUUGACUAGAGGUCUGGGAGGAGUUAGAGGGGUGCGGAUAGAAUGUACACCAUGUAUACUAGUUGUAAAUCAACACAUUGUAUGACAUAAAUCACACCGCACCAAAUGGUAUGUAAAAUACUGAUGUAUCAGCUCGUCAUUGUGCAAUUGCUUCGAAGCUUUUCUAUCAGGGUAUCUGGAGCUCAGUAGCUCGACAUACAAUCCAUUCUAUAACCUUUCCGGAGAAGCACAGCUGGAGACAGUCCGCUGCUCGCCUGCCUCAAAAUCCAGAAGCCAUGCUCUCCACCCACUUCCAUUGCUAUGAGCCUUUAUAGCCAUCCCAAAGUUUUGAACCUGCCUUCAACUUCCUAAACGCCAUUCAAAUGCAAGCAAUUCACCGACUCUCAGGAUCCUAUAAAUCAUGCCUUUCCACCAGACUUAGCCCCAUCCCUCAAACCCCCAAUCAACACAUCAACCUCAUCCAUAUCCGCCGCAUCCACCUUCUCCCCUCCCAUCUCCGUCGUCAAAAGAUCCAUGGCUGGCUGAAAAUUCCUGCACGCACUACUCAACGCAUAACACGCCUUCCUCCUCACACUCUCCUCCUCGCCCUCCCUCCUCGCAACCCUCACCAACUCCGGGAUACCAGUCUCCCCCAUCUCAACCAGCUUCUCCUGACUCUUCUCAUUAUUCUGCACCGCGGUUCCCACACACCACGCCGCCAUCUUCCUAAUCUCCGCCUCCUCGUGCUUCAAGCAAGACAGUAAUGGCGCCCAGAGGGAUAGCGGGGACAGGUUAUUGGCGUUGUCGAGGUUCUCAAUGAGCUGCUCGAAGUUGUCGAAGGCGAUGAGCUUGUCUUCGAGCUUUAUUUCGGGAUCGGUGGAGAGGAUCGCGGACAUGGAGAGGUUCAUGAGGUCGGCGUCGCUGGGGCCUCCGAAGAGGGCGUUGAGCGCGUCGGGGUUGAUGGGCCGGGAGGAGGGGGUACUGCCGUCUGCUGAGGGAGGUGUGGCUGUGGAGGUGGAGGUAUUUUCGACGCUCCAUUUUAGGAGGGAUUGGAGAUUUGGAUCCAUUGUGACGGCGUAUUGUGGUUUGUGGCAGUGAGGUGUGGGUUGAUGGAGGGGUAAUUUUUGUUUGCCCUUGGAAGGAUUGAGAUUCGCUGAUGGAGAUUCUCAAAUUGUGUUUGUAUGAGGCGACGAGAAUACUUAAGUGAGGUCUAAUAUUUAAAACAUUGACUUUUGGGGCGGUAGUCGCGGUUUGUACUUAGU
Messenger RNA from Cadophora gregata, 2328 nucleotides. RefSeq lists its product as uncharacterized. Gene Ontology annotation, biological process: translation. NCBI's taxonomy places the organism in Eukaryota, Fungi, Ascomycota, Leotiomycetes, Helotiales, Ploettnerulaceae. The transcript has 4 exons. The coding region runs from base 29 to 1096 and encodes 355 amino acids. Gene Ontology annotation, cellular component: ribosome; cytosolic large ribosomal subunit. The record is from RefSeq and is a predicted model, not a curated record. Gene Ontology annotation, molecular function: structural constituent of ribosome; RNA binding.